Messenger RNA from Cryptotermes secundus, 2995 nucleotides. It is a transcript of the gene wkd, whose product is annotated as TBC1 domain family member whacked. The transcript has 10 exons. Bases 222 to 1310 code for a protein of 362 amino acids. NCBI's taxonomy places the organism in Eukaryota, Metazoa, Arthropoda, Insecta, Blattodea, Kalotermitidae. The record is from RefSeq and is a predicted model, not a curated record.
CUUGCUUGUUUACUAACGUUACUACGUUCGUUUUAGUCUGUGGUUGUGGGUAGGUGUGUUGUGCAGUGCUUAGCCAAGAUAAUAUGGCCGCCAGGAAUCGAGAAAGUGUACAAUUUUUAUAUUGCAUGAAGGGGUUCAAUAUGCAUUCCGAACUUCAAGCAAGUAAUAGAACUAUGUCUUAAACAAUUUGCCGAGUGUUGUUACCAGGAUGUGAUGUUAAGAUGGCAUCAUAUCAAGAACAAGCAGAUGACGAUGAUACAGGCUCCGAGGCAAGUAGUGCAGUGCACAAUGGAUCUGUGAUUUCAACUGUACCAGAUCGUCAUGGAUUUCUUGGUGGUUCACAGUAUACUGCUGAUCCGAAGCAGUUGGUGCCUCCUGGUGUGGUGUUACGGCGUGAACAAAAAUGGCUGCGUAUGCUGUCCAACUGGGAACGUUUUAUGACCAAAAACUACAAAAAGGUUAGAGAGCGUUGUAGGAAAGGCAUCCCUCCAUCAGUGCGUCCUCGUGCAUGGCUGUAUUUAUGCGGUGGGAAGUUGCUCUUGGAUCAGAGAAGAAACUUGUAUGCACAGUUAACAGCACAAGAUGGCGACCCGCGAUGGGUGGAUGACAUUCGGAAAGAUCUCCAUCGCCAGUUUCCGUAUCAUGAGAUGUUUGUUGAUCAGGAGGGUCAUGGGCAGCGUGACUUGUUCCAAGUCCUUAAGGCAUAUUCUAUCCUCAAUUCAAGUGUUGGCUAUUGCCAGGCUCAGGCCCCAUUGGCAGCUUUCCUACUUAUGCACAUGCCUGCAGAACAGGCUUUCUGGUGCCUCGUAUCCAUUUGUGACAAAUACCUUGGUGGCUACUACAGCCAGGGAAUGGAGACCCUUCAGGUGGAUGGUGAUAUCUUAUUUGGUCUUCUGAAGAAGGUCGCUCCUAAUGUAUACAAACAUUUAAAAAAGCAGAAGGUGGAGCCAAUUCUGUACAUGACUGAAUGGUUUCUCUGUGUGUUCACUCGUACAUUGCCUUGGGAUACCAUUCUUCGAGUCUGGGAUAUGUUCCUUUGUGAAGGAGUGAAGAUAGUUUUCAAGGUAGCAUUAGUAGUCAUAAAAUUCAGCCUGGGACGUCAAGGUGUACUGAAGAAGUGCCCUACCAUGUAUGAAACACUAGAGGUGCUCAGAAACCCUCCACAAGCUGUCAUGGAUGAAGAGUUUGUUGUACAUCAGAUAAAUCGGCUUAACCUCACAGAAGAAGACUUUGAAUAUGAGCAUCAGAGGCAGACUGCAAAACGACGGGCAGCACAGGAGAAUGGCAAGCGUUCUGGCGGCAGACGGUAGCAGCAGAAUGCUGUUCCUCAAUUGAAGGCAGUUCUUUGGUGACAUUGAUCUUGGUGCCUCAUUACUUUGUGAUAACAUCAUGUUUCUAAUCAUCUGGAAAGCAGUGUGCACAAAUAUACACAAUGUAGGAUAAAUUGAGAUGAUCACUUCUGAAAGCUGUGUGAUUUAUGGUCUGAUUUUAAUGUAAUUAAAUAGAAAAUGUUUUGUUGUUGUUUCCAUUAUUAUAUGAAGAAAAUCAAGUGCAAAUGAUAUAAUUACAGCCAUUUCACUGCAUUCAUUCAGUUUCAUAAAAUUCUGUCCUAUAAAACCUUGUGUUUAACUGAUUGUCACAUUGAUAAGACGGAACAGAUUAGUCAGUACCGAAAACACUGUUUUUGCACUCACUUUUGUGUGUGUCUCUGAAAUUGAAGGCUGCUAUGACUUGGGUUUCUUUAUGUGUUUUGGAAGAUCUCAUCUUCCAGAAAGGAAUCGUCACAUUGGAAAGAAGCUGUCAGUAUUAUCAAAAGACUGACAUGUAUGUAUUUAUUAAAUAUCAUAAUUUCUUCAUUGAUAUGACCAUGCUCACAGUGUUUCUACCCAAAUAUUGUUUUGCAAGUAUAGUAACAUUUCCUCACAAGCCUUCUUAUUGACCAAUAUUUAGUAUCAUGUUGAACAUGCUUGUUGGCCUGUAUGUGCAACAGUUGCCUUGAUUGUGACUUCUUAUUAGCAUAAAAUUCUUGUGAAUAUGAACAGUGGGUAGAAAAGGAAUGCAAUAUUAAUUUUAUAGAACAUAGAACUGUAAAAUCAGUUGAUGAAUGAUGUUUUGAAAUAAUGACCCAUAAAAUGAGAAAAUGAUUUGCCCUCGCUUUCGAUAUUAUCAAUUCUAUAACCAGAUUGUUUCAGUUUUUAGUGGUUUUUCUUGUUAGUAUAUAAUUUUUUAGUCUGAAUAUUUACUAGGAGGGAAGACAAGUCACUGUCCUCGUAUACUAUGGUUCGUGUGGUAAGAUUCCUCUCAUUGUACAUUUGAACCGUACUGUUAUUAAAGUGAACCAUUUUAUUCUGGUGAAUGUUCCUAAUUACUUUCUAGUAAGUCUGUGGGCAUAUGGCAUAUGACACUAUCUACAGACUAUGUAGUAUCAUAUGUCAGAAGUACACAGUUGUAAUAUUCACUGCUGUGAGAAUUUCAUAUCUCAUACCUUUUUGAUAAUCCUGUUCCACACAAGAUUAAUGGCUGCCUUUCUGGCUUUACUAUAAAUCUGAAAACGUUUUUCCAGUUUCUCCAUAUAACACUGUGAAACAACAACAGAAAUGUUGUGGCAGAUCUGAACUUUUUAAAACUAGUAGUUUCUAUAUAUCAAUUAUUUUGUGCCUGUAGAUAAAACUGGGGUAGCUGAAUAUGUUAUUUAAAAAGAUAUGUUUUAGCAUAUAUACAGGUCUGUGUUGGUGUCUCGACUACCCACAGCAGUGCCUGGUUGUUCAUAUCACAUGGUCACAGAACAACUGAUCCAUAAUAUUUUUGUCUGUGCUGUAUUUCUUUAACAGCAUCUUCUCCUGAAUUUCUGAACCUCAGAAAGUAACUUAGAUAUUUAAUCUUCUUUUCUGUUACAUUCCAUUAUAUGGCAUAUAAAAUAGUUGUACAAAAAAUACUGCCGAAGUAUUACUAAGAUUCUUCUUAAAAGCUCAGAUUUGUGUGUGUGUGUCUGUCU